CGAGAGAAACAGCGGUUCACAAGAGAGCGUGUAAGAGACGAGAUAAGAGCUUUAAAAGAGGAGAAAUACGCCACAGAGCUAUACUUGGAGUCUCUGCAGAUACCCUUGAUGGUUUCUUCGCAGUGCCUGUCUAACAGGGACCAGAGGGUGCCCCCAGAAUUGACUAGAGAUCAGCUUGGGGAAGAACUGAACAAGGAACUUCACAUAAUCGAAAACAGCAAACGAAACUUGAUGGACGUGUGCCACAUGGGCUGGGAUAAGCUGAAAGAACUAACCAACGUUUUCUGUCGCUUGGAACGCGAGAUACAGAACAAAGAUGAAACUCUGACGCUGGAGUACAACGUCAAAGACUUAAACAGGGACAGCUCUGAUAUAUCUUUUAAGUUAGAUCCUACUAGGAUUCCUGCUAAUUCCAUGUCCGAAGAAGCGUACGUAAAAUGCAUCGAGAACACAAUCAACAUCGCUGACCAACUUAUGUCAGAAUCCAGAAUGUUACGCGAGACAAUGUUUAAAGCAAGAGAAUUGGCAAAAAACCAAAUGCAUGCGCAGUGCCAGUACGUUGAGAUGAUGUUGAGGAGACGCGUGUAUGACAUACAGAGAGCGAGGAAUGAGAUGGAGUGGCAGAAACGUAAGUUGGAACUAAAUCUACACAACUUGGACAGAGAGAUCGAAGCUCUAAGAGCCGCCGUUGCUGACAAGAUAAACCCUACGAAAUUGGUAGAGACCAGACUCGAAAUGAGAAAUAGAAGACCUGUUCUUGAAUUAGUUCAGGAUAAGCCUAUGAGAGGCCUCAUAGAAGAAUUCGAAAGAGUGCAUUUGAGUAGUUCGAAAUUGGAGAAAAAGUUGGAAGAUGCACUGACUACAUAUCACGGAAUGUAUAACCAUCAUCAACGUGUAACAAAAGACUUGGAAUACAAGAAUCAAGCUCUGGAAACAGAUAGAAGGCUGAUUGAGAUAAGAAAGCCUUUACAUGGACCUGAUGACACUGAAUUUAAGAGAAACGUUGGAUAUUGUCGUUUGAGUGACGAGUUGGUGACUGAUUAAGACCUAGUUG
Molecule: messenger RNA, 1054 nt
Organism: Hyposmocoma kahamanoa
Lineage: Eukaryota; Metazoa; Arthropoda; Insecta; Lepidoptera; Cosmopterigidae
Product: tektin-B1-like
Exons: 6
Coding region: 109-1044 (311 amino acids)
Biological process (GO): cilium assembly; cilium movement involved in cell motility
Cellular component (GO): microtubule cytoskeleton; nucleus
Source: RefSeq, a predicted model, not a curated record